This is a messenger RNA of Humulus lupulus (European hop), 3095 nucleotides long. Its product is annotated as ABC transporter A family member 2-like. The record is from RefSeq and is a predicted model, not a curated record. Gene Ontology annotation, biological process: lipid transport; transmembrane transport. Gene Ontology annotation, molecular function: ATP hydrolysis activity; ATP binding; lipid carrier activity. The transcript is spliced from 16 exons. NCBI's taxonomy places the organism in Eukaryota, Viridiplantae, Streptophyta, Magnoliopsida, Rosales, Cannabaceae. The coding region runs from base 64 to 2973 and encodes 969 amino acids. Gene Ontology annotation, cellular component: intracellular membrane-bounded organelle; membrane.
AUUUUCAAUCAUUCUGACAAGUGGAGUAGUAGUACUGCCUUCAAUAUUCGAGAUUAAUUAGCCAUGAAACUGGGGAGUGGUUUUGAGUUGUUUGUUCAACAAUACAAGGCCUUGUUCUGGAAGAACGUUUUGCUUUCAUGGCGGAACAAGAAGGCAACAUUCUUUCAGCUCUUUGCUUCAUUCUUGUUUAUCUUCCUCAUCUUUGUUACUCAGAAAGCCAUCGAUGCUCGCUUCUCUUACUCCACCUCUCACAGGACUCUCAUGAAUCCUCAGCCUUUGGUUGCUCCUCCAAUCCCACCAUGUGAGGAUAAGUUCUAUCUCAUCAAUCAUUGCUUUGACUUCAUCUGGAGUGGUAAUGGAAGCGCUAGAAUCCAGAGAAUCGUUGCCGCUAUCAUGGAGAACAAUCCUGGAAGGCCAAUUCCUUCUACUAAAGUUAAGUCAUUUGAAUCAACAACUGAAGUAGAUGAGUGGCUGUUUUCUAAUCCUAUGCUGACCCCCGGAGCCUUGCAUUUUGCUGAACUAAAUGCUACUGCAAUUAGCUAUGGUAUACAGACUAAUUCAACUCCAUUAGAAAACAAAGGGAACUAUGAAGACCCCACAUUCAAGUUUCAAAUACCACUUCAGAUUGCAGCAGAGCGUGAAAUUGCUAGGUCUCUCAUUGGAGAUCCAAACUUUAGCUGGAUGGUUUCAUUUAAGGAGUUUGCACACCCUAAGGUGCAAAGUCUCUCUGCAAUGACUACCGUAGGACCACCAUUUUUUAUUGCAACUGCAAUGUUUGGUUUUGUACUUCAGAUGAGUUCUUUGGUGGUGGAGAAAGAACUAAAACUUCGACAGGCAAUGACAAUGAUGGGUCUUUAUGAUUCUGCAUACUGGCUGUCAUGUCUCACAUGGGAAGGAAUUCUUACAUUUGCAUCAUCACUACUCAUUCUUCUCUUUGGCAAAAUUUUCGAUUUUGACUUUUUCUUGAACAAUAGUUCUGCUGUAGUAUUUCUUGUUCUCUUCCUAUUCCAGAUCAAUAUGCUUGGCUUCGCCUUUAUGUUAUCUGCCUUUAUAAGCAACUCGUCAGCAUCUCCAUCUGUUGGUUUCACAAUAUUCAUUGUCUCGUCAGUUAACCAGCUACUUGGACCAAUCCAAAUCCCCUACAGUAGAAGAAUAUCUAAACCUUUUCGAGUCAUUUGGUCACUCUUCCCACCUAAUCUUUUCAAUAAAGCUGUAUAUCUGCUUGCUGAUGCAACUUCCACGCCUCAAGAUAUCGGGAUCAGCUGGAGCAGAAAAGCGGAAUGUACACCAAAUGAUAACGAGUGUGUCAUAACAAUUAGUGAUAUUUAUAAGUGGUUUGUAGCUACAUUCAUUCUCUGGAUUGGUUUGGCAAUCUACUUUGAUAACAUUAUCCCAAAUGAAUUUGGAGUAAGAAAAUCAGCCUUUUACUUUUUAAAACCUCAGUACUGGACAGGAAGAAAUGGCAAGAAACGGGAAGAAGGCGCCAUUUGUAGUUGCAUAGAUUCACUUCAGUCAGAGGAGCAGAUUCCUGCAGAUGAUGAAGAUGUCCUUGAAGAGGAGAACAUCAUAAAACAACAUAUUGGUAAAAGUAUAGAAAAUACAAAAGUUGCUGUUCAAAUCCGUGGCCUUGUAAAGACUUAUCCGGGGUCAACGAAACUCGUUUGUUUUAAAUGCAAAAGAACUCAACCUUUCCAUGCUCUCAAGGGCUUAUGGGUGAACUUUGCAAGGAAACAGUUGUUUUGUCUAAUUGGAACCAGUGGAGCAGGGAAGACCUCAGUAAUCAACUGUUUGACUGGAAUAACACCAGCCACGGGUGGUGAUGCAUUGAUAUAUGGGAACUCCAUACAAAGCUCUUCUAGUAUGUCUAGAAUCCGAAAAUUAGUUGGAGUCUGUCCCCAGUUUGACAUUCUUUGGGAUGCACUAUCUGCGGAAGAGCACCUCCAUAUUUUUUCUAGUAUUAAGGGCAUACCCCCAGCUUCAAUACAAUCUGUUAUACAAAAUUCUUUAGAGGAAGUAAGACUUACAGAGGCAGCCAAUGUGAGAGCUGGCAGUUACAGUGGAGGAAUGAGACGUCGUCUCAGCCUUGCAAUAUCCUUUAUUGGCGAUCCAAAAUUGGUCAUCUUAGACGAACCUACAACUGGUAUUGAUCCAAUAACAAGAAGACAUGUAUGGGACAUCAUACAGGAAGCAAAGAAAGAACGCGCGAUUUUAUUAACAACACACUCGAUGGAAGAAGCUGACAUUUUAAGUGACAGGAUAGGAAUAAUGGCUAAUGGCAAGCUAAGAUGUAUUGGAAGCUCAGCUGUAUUGAAGUCAAGAUUUGGAAAUGGUUCCAUUGUUCAUGUGAGUUUCAUACAAAGCUCCGAUAGACAAACUCCUCCUCAUAAUGGAGAUGUAGUUGAUACAACACAACAACGCCACGAGACUGUGAAGCUGUUCUUCAAAAGGCAUUUAGAUGUUCUACCAAAAGAAGAGAACGACUCCUCUUUGACUUUUGCCAUUCCUCGUAAUAGAGAGAUGCUUUUUCCGGAUUGUUUUACUGAGCUCCAAGACAGACAAAAUGAAUUCGGAAUAGCUGACUUUGGUAUCAGUUUUACAAGCCUAGAAGAAGUUUUCUUAAGUAUUGCUCGGCAGGCAGAGCUAGAGACCGCCAUAGCUGAAGGAAGAUUAGUUACUAUCACUUUAACAUCCGGUCUAUCACUUGAGAUACCUGUCGGAGCUAAAUUUGUGGGAAUUCCGGGAACUGAAUCAGCCGAAGAUGGCAGAGGCAUUAUGGUGGAAGUGCACUGGAAGCAAGAUGAAUUGGGAGCUCUUUGCGUCUCAAAAAUCUCCGACGAAAUUCCAAUACCAUUGAAUGUUGAAUCAAUGGCUCCUUUAGCUGCUACUCCAAGCAGGAAUUCCUUAGACCGAACAGUAGCUGUACGUGGCGUUGUCAUUGAUCCCAAUCAAAUAUUAGGUAGUAACUAUCACUAAUUUGUUAGCAUGCUUUAAUGAUUUCUAUGAGAAAUUAUACACUUUUUACGUAAUUAUGGUCUAAGUAUGUAUGUUAUUUGCCAAUGUACAUAAAUCCAUUUCCAAUUUCCAUGCUAAUACGA